AUUAAUCUUAAUGUGUUUUUUCAAUAAAAGUUUUUGAAAAGUUGUUCUCAUUGAAGGACUUGUAAUUUAGAUUGGUUUCUGAAAAGAAGGUUUUUUUCCGUCGGUUAAAUGUUGUGUAACUGCUAAGAGAAUGAGUUGUGAAUGUAUUGAAUUAAUAAAGAGCUCAUAAAAGACAUUCGCCUUAUGUUUUAAUUACAUUUUUUAAGUGAAUCAUGGCUAAUACAUUUUGAAAAUUAUGGAAUGUUUGAUUUCGUGCACUGUCAAUAUUUAGUAGCUAUGCAGUCAGGUAUCUAGUGAAGGUCGUGUCCCAUUAGUCAAAGUAUGUGGCGCAUCGUUAUACGUAAAAACCCAAAGUAACACUACAUUUCUAAUUACAGUGUUAAUUAGCUUCGGAAUGUUAUAAAACUGAUGUAAGACUCGUCCGACGUACCAUUGCUAUUCUGUGUUUCAAUUUAUUUGUAACAUAAAUAGUAGCUACGUUUUAUAGUUCUCUUAACGCGAAAAUGAAUUCGAACGUUGACUUUUUGUUGAGAGCAUUCGAAAAUGGUAUGUUUUCCAAUGAUGGAAUAGUAAAGGCAUACCAUCAGGUGUUAGACCUUAUAGUAAGUGGAGUGCGCCUUUCUACCGAAGACGUAGCUCGUUACAACGAUUUGAGAGCGGCAGCCCAAGCUAUCUAUCAAAGGGAUAAUAAUGAAACGCCUUCCACUGCUAGUGCUUCUGUGGACAACGAGGCGUCCGCCCGACACCCUCAACCUGUUACAGAAAACAUCGGCAGUGGCAUCGCCGUUAGGAGACCCCUGGACUCGGAGGAUUACAAGUAUUUAGAAAUUGUCAGCGAGGGUAGUCGUCUUAUCAAGAAGUAUAAUACGAUGUCGACGAAUCUCUUAUUCAAAUUUAAAAGUGAACAUAAACUCGAGGCACCGAUCGUAUGGCUGGAGUCCGCCUUAAAGGAGAUAAUCGAAAAGAUUACACGUAAUGUCAACCCUUCGGAUCGAAUUGGAAUGACAUUGAUCAGCGAAGAGACGCCAGACAAACCUGUGGGCUUUUCAUUUCGACGCGCCGAUCAGCUAAACGCUACAGUUAUGAUGGGUACGCUCGAAAAAAUUCUGGCCAGUAAUGUAAGUUUCUUCACACAUGACACUUUACGUUUGCGUGUAGAUCGCGUUAGUUUGCCCGUUGGUAAUGGAGGUCCGUCACGUUUGAAAAUGACGGGUACAACUUUUAACGAGUUUUGUCGUCGUAAGCGUGGCAUAAUUCAAAUAAACAAUGCAGAUAACUUAUGUUUAGCGAGGGCACUCGUUGUGUCGAUAGCCAUUGUUGAUAAUGAUCCGAGAGUCCGUAGCUUCAAAAAUGGUCAUCCCAUUGUUGAGCUGCGGGCUCUCGAAUUAUGCACCGACGCGGUGGUAGAUUUAAGCAAUGGCGGUACACUUGAACACAUACGUCAAUUUCAACAUCAUUUACUCGACUAUACCAUUGUUGUAUACAAUCAUCGGCAAGGUAAAACAGUUUAUUUUGAAGGGCCUCGUGAUCCCGCGCGUAAGGUUUUGAAUUUGCUUUUCGAGAAUAACCACUACAAUGUCAUAGAGAGCUUAACGGCUGCGUUUUCAGCAAAAUAGCGGGAAAAGGUCGUAAAGUUGUUGCUCUAGCACAUAAUGCGAAAAGUUACGACUGUCAGUUCAUACUGAAAGAAAUUCUCAAGUCCUCAGCUGCCUGGAAUCCACAACUAAUAUCUAACGGUACCAAGAUCAUGUCCCUCUCCUGCGAUAACAACAUUAAAUUCAUUGACAGUCUUAAUUUUCUUCCUAUGGCCCUGUCCAAGCUUCCGAAAACCUUCAACUUUACCGCAUCCAAAGGUUAUUUUCCACAUUUGUUUAAUACGUUGGCUAACCAAAAUUAUGAGGGUGUUUUACCAGCCAUGCACUAUUAUGGUCCUGAUGAAAUGUCCUCCGAAGCUCGCUCAGUCUUCCUAAGAUGAUACAACGAUGAAAUCGCACACAGUACUCAGUUUAACUUCCAAAACGAAUUGAUUCGUUAUUGUGUUCAGGACGUAACCAUACUUAGGAAGGCUUGUGUCGAGUUUUGGAAGAGAUUUACCAGUGAAAACGGUGUCGAUCCCUUUAGAGAAUGUUGUACAAUUGCGGGCGCGUGUAGUUUAGUAUUUCGUAGAAAUUUCUUGCAGGAGAACACUAUUGGACUUAUUCCAAAUGGCGGUUAUCGGAUGGCCGAUAAACAGUCGAGGAUUGCCAUUCAAUGGCUUCUCUGGCUGGAACAUUCGGAAGGUGUUCGUAUUCAGCACACUGUAAACUCGCGUGAAGUACGAUUAAGGGAGGGUAUCCUUGUCGAUGGCUUUUCACCCGAAACAAAUACCGUUUAUCAGUUUCACGGUUGUUAUUAUCACGGCUGUGAAAUGUGUUACAAAUAUCAGGUUCCUACUGAUAUGCGUGCACGACAAACGGUGUUUUUGCGUAGGGAGAAAACCGCCGCCACAUCGGCAAGGAUACGUUCUUUUAAUUAUGAGUUGAAAGAAAUUUGGGAAUGUGAAUUCAGAUCAUUUUUAAAGCAAAAUCCGAUUGCUAGAGCAUUUGUUAGCUCACCCGAAGUGCUGAAUCAGACACCUCUGAAUCCCCGCGAUAGUUUUUUCGGUGGUCGUACCAAUGCGGUCAAGUUACACUUCAAGACUGAGAACGAGAAUACGUAAAUCAGAUAUUUGGACGUUUGCUCACUUUACCCUUUUAUUAACAAGUACUCAAAAUACGCCAUUCGUCACCCGAAGGUAUAUGUCUCAGACGACUGUCGCACCCUCGACUUGCACACCAUCGAGGGUUUGGUAAAGUGUAGCAUACUGCCACCGUCUGAUUUGUACCAUCCCGUUCUACCCUUGAAAAUGCACGGUAAAUUUAAUGUUCGUGUUGUGUAGAACCUGUGCUGAGAAUCAAACUCAGCAUGAUUGCACACAUACACAAGACGAACGUAAGUUUACCGGAACUUACGUUGCGGACGAGCUUCGCAAAGCUAUGGAGAUGGGUUACACGGUCUUAGAAGUCUUUGAGGUGUGGGAAUAUGAGGUUAGCCACUACGACAAAGAGAGUAGGAGUGAUGGGCUGUUUUCGAGUUACGUCGAUAACUUUUUGAAAAUAAAGCAAGAGAGUAGUGGCUGGCCUUCUUGGUGCGCGGACGAUACGUCGAAGGAGCGCUACCUUCGCGAAUAUUUGGAAAGGGAGGGUAUCCGUCUGGAUUGGGACAAAAUUUGCGCUAAUCCUGGUCUUAGAUACAUAGCAAAAUUAUUUUUAAAUUCAUUUUGGGGAAAGUUCGGGCAGCCGGAAAAUUUAACACAAACAUCAAUUAUUUCGGAACAGAAGAAUUUUUCAAAAUUAUGGUCGAUCCUUCGAAGGAGGUACAGUCUCUCUUGCUAGUUAGCGACGAUGUCAUUUGUGUAAACUGGCUUAGACCCGAAGAUGGCGUCGAACCUCUCACAACUGUCAAUGUCGUAUUAGCUGCCUAUACUACCGCAAAUGCUUGACUUGUACUGUAUAGCUACUUGGAGAAGCUUGGUCAGCGGGUACUGUACUUUGAUACAGAUUCGAUUAUUUUUACGCAAAGACCGGGCGAGUGGGUUCCACCAGUUGGUGAUUUUCUUGGCGACAUGACCGACGAGAUGGAAGCAUACGGACCCGGUAGCCGUAUAGUCGAAUUCGUGAGCGGCGGCCGCAAGAAUUAUGCGUAUAAGGUGUUUUCGACGGACAAGAACAAAUACAUCACCGUAUGUAAGGCCAAGGGUAUCACACUUGCGAAUUCUCAAAUCAUCAACUUUGAUUCGCUGAAAGAGUUGGUUUUGAAUAAUGCCGAGCCCUUGUACGCGCACACGGAUCGCAAAAUUGAUCGGACCGCAACUCACGAUGUUGUAUCGAAGUCAGAGUCCAAGAUUUACCAGGUUCAAUACAAUAAACGGCGCCGACUGGACGGCUGUUAUGACACCCUCUCGUAUGGUUACGCUGCGCGUGCAUCGUGACUUACAGAUUGCCCGUUCUGUUUUCCACUUUGCACACAUGACGUAACCUACUAAAUUGAUCUUUUAAUCCCAGUGUUUAUUGUUAUAAUUAUUAUUAUUCUUAUUAGGUACGAUUGUGACCCCGUGUGGUUUUAUUAUUUAUCUUUCAUAAACUUUCAUAAAUUUUACUACCGGUGAUUUUAUACAGACAUUAUAUACCUAGUUGUUUAAGGUGAUUGAUUGAAAUUGUACGUACUAAAUGUUUAAGUUGUGUCAAUGCAUUCGCUUAAAUCAUGAACCUUCGUAAGUUCUAUCUAAACAUAAGUUCGUUCUGUGUUGCGAAAUUUGAUAUAUUACCACGCUUACGAUGUUAAAUCACAUCAAAGUUAUAGGGAGGUUCAGUUAAAAACUAUACAUUCACUAAAUCCGAACAGUGGGUGCGAUUCUACACACAAUAGUAAAAUGUCUAAGGAAAAAACUUACAUUAUAUAGCAGCAAGGUGUACCUACCUAUAACCACCUACUUGAGAAGGCACCAUAAUAUCUGUAUUACAAUACAAAUAGAUCAUAUUGUUUCUAACACUAACGUCUGGAAUCCUUCUUGUGUUGUCUUCCUAUGGUCAAAUGAUGGCCUCUAUCAGCUCAAAUAUUUUAUUGUUUAUUGAAAUGUAACUAUACAAAAACAAGUGUAAUAUAAAUACUUAAUUAUUUCAUCGUUUUGAA
This is a messenger RNA of Photinus pyralis (common eastern firefly), 4710 nucleotides long. RefSeq lists its product as uncharacterized. Bases 504 to 1616 code for a protein of 370 amino acids. The record is from RefSeq and is a predicted model, not a curated record. The transcript is spliced from 3 exons. Lineage: Eukaryota; Metazoa; Arthropoda; Insecta; Coleoptera; Lampyridae.